Messenger RNA from Racocetra persica, 672 nucleotides. Lineage: Eukaryota; Fungi; Glomeromycota; Glomeromycetes; Diversisporales; Gigasporaceae. The record is from the annotation of a GenBank genome assembly.
AUUCAAAAUUCAAAAAUGAGUAUUAUAAUUGGACCCGCGAUAGCCGUUAUAGCAUCAUUCUUGGCGUUAACUGUAGUUUUAUUAUCAUUUAUUGGACUAGAGAAAUUUGAACUGCCCAUUGCAGCAAAUUCUACAUUAACCGGAUAUCCAACAUGGCAUCCUAAUAUUCCAGCUUAUAUGAUCCUUGAUAUUGGGAAAUUAUGGGUCCCAAUUGGAUUAUUAUGCAACGUUGCAGAGAUUUCGUUAUUAGCAUGUAUUCAUUAUGGUGGAAAGAUUACUGCGAUUAAGUAUUGGGUAUGGGUACUUAGAUAUUUGAUCAUAAUAACCAUUGGAUGCGUAUGGUUGGAUUUUCCUUAUGAUGCAUUUUGGUAUCAGAUACAAGCCCAAAGUAUACAGGUGGCAUUCGUAAUCACUUUCUUUCGGUUGUACUUUACCACUCGUAAAAAUUUUCACGAACAUGAGAGUGGUCUUCCUAUAAAUACCGAACAUGAAAAUCCAGAGUCCAGUGAUACAUCAGAAGACACUAUUCCAAAUGAACCUAGCUCUGAAUAUCCACUUCCCCUAAGUUUCCUCCCUCAACCAAAACAACUUGUGGUAUUGAUUUUCUCUUCAAUUGUCCGUCUUUUAGGUGAUUCCAUAAAUGUAAUAUUUCUGAAUCAUCCUAAUGCGUAA